Seminavis robusta is the source of this 1562-nucleotide messenger RNA. The record is from the annotation of a GenBank genome assembly. NCBI's taxonomy places the organism in Eukaryota, Bacillariophyta, Bacillariophyceae, Naviculales, Naviculaceae.
GUCAGCAACCCGAAAGCAAAGAUCGUAAGACGCCCUUCCGAUCCAUCGAGGAACGGCCGAGAAUCAAGAGCGAAGCGAACAGAGAAACAACAUUCUUGACCAUCAGUUGUUCCGAUAACAUAUAGCUAGAUAGAUAGUAUUGAAGCCAACAUGUUAUCCCCAUCAAGCAUCCAUCGUCCUUGGAGAAAAGCGGCUUCCUGCUUCCCUCGCUCGACGACCAAGAGGGUAUUGUCGUCCAAUGUUGUUGCUGUGAACGACGACGAAGGUCCCAAACGAUUCUGGAGCAAAAAUCCUGAAACUGGGCGCUACCAACGCCCCAUUUUCGUGGCUGCUACCCGACAACAUGUUGGAAAGACAACGGUGUCGCUGGCAGUAUUAUCUGGCAUUCAAAAGAGAUUUGAUAAGAUAGGCUUUAUCAAACCGGUUGGUCAGCAGCAUGUGCGAGUGGAGUCCUUGAAAUCGCCUGGGAAAGAGAUCCGGGUGGAUAAAGACGUGGAACUUGUCAAGGAACGAUUCCAUCUGGACCAUCUAGACUAUGAAGACAUGAGCCCCAUCCUGAUUCCACGAGGAUACACCAAAGAUUAUGUCGACGGAAAAAUUGCCUUCGAGUCGCAGCUAAGUGAUCUGGAAUCCUCCAUGGAAAGCGUUGCAGCAGCCAGUGAUAUCACAAUCUGCGAGGGUACAGGGCACUGUGCUGUAGGAAGCAUUGUGGGUCUCAAUAACGCAAAGGUCGCCAGUAUUAUGGGUGCCGACAUGCUCUUGGUUGCAAACGGUGGACUGGGCAGUGCAUACGACGAGCUGGAACUGAACAGGGUUUUGUGCGAACGAUAUGGUGUGAACGUUGCCGGUGUUGUGAUCAACAAAGUCAUUGUGGAAAAGUACGACCAAACACGGGAAUACAUGUCAAAAGCACUGAUGAACAAUUGGGGUAUCCCACUGCUGGGAUGCGUCCCAGAUCGGCCUUUCCUAGGAUGUCCCGCCCUUGCUGAUUUGGAACGGCUCUUUAAGACAACGCUUCUUUGUGGAGAAGAGCACCGCUUUCGCCACUACAAUGUGGGAGACAUUAAUGUUGUCACCACAAACCUGACACGCUUCCUUGAAAACUUGAGAGAAAAGCCAAAGCGAACCCUUUAUAUUUGUCAUGUUACACGAGAUGAUCUCAUUGUGGGAUUCAUGGGUGAACAUCAGCGUAGGAUUGCCAAUGGAGAAGAUCAUGAGUUUGAAGCAGCUCUUCUGAUUUGUGGCAGGAAGAAGAAGUAUCAGUUGUCUGCUGAGAUAUCUGACCUCCUCCAAGGUUUGGAAGGAGCUCCGGUGAUGGUUGUGGAAACAUCAACACAUGAAGCCACAUCCAUGAUUGCCCAAUACACUCCCAAAUUGAACAUUGAUGACACGAACCGAGUUGGUGUCGCCAUUGAUCACUAUGAACCCUAUAUCGAUUUUGAUGAGAUUCUACGGAGAACUCAGACAGACUAAUACCAUCUCCUGAGAGAUAACUGAAGAAAUAUUGUUCAGUUAUCCGCUGUAGAGGCUACUUGAAAGUUGUAAAGGCAGGUUAUUCUCGU